This is a messenger RNA of Stegodyphus dumicola, 1565 nucleotides long. Its product is annotated as acyl-CoA Delta-9 desaturase-like. Lineage: Eukaryota; Metazoa; Arthropoda; Arachnida; Araneae; Eresidae. Gene Ontology annotation, molecular function: iron ion binding; stearoyl-CoA 9-desaturase activity. Gene Ontology annotation, cellular component: endoplasmic reticulum membrane. Gene Ontology annotation, biological process: unsaturated fatty acid biosynthetic process. The record is from RefSeq and is a predicted model, not a curated record.
UAAAAAGAUGGCUGGAGCGAUGCAGUUCUACACUUCAUUCUCAAACGUACCGGUUGAAGUUCAGCUCAUCUACUUUCGGGCGAGGAUUGGUUUUGUUUUGGAACUGGUACUCCGGUUCUUUCAUUCAACGGGUGCUUUUGCAUGUGAAUUCUUGGCACGUUGUCUGCUACAAAACUGGAGGAAUGGCUCCCAAUUCUUCGGCUGCUCUUGCGGAGGAAAGUGUUGAAAGCAAAGUAGAACAAAAGCCACAAUAUAAGACAAAGAUCGUGUGGUUCAAUGUUAUCCUUUUCGUGUAUCUUCAUUUGAGCUUCUUUUACGGAGUUUAUCUCGGAUUGACAUCGGCAUAUUUAAAAACUUGUCUAUUUGGUUACAUCUAUGGGAACAUUGGAGGAUUAGGUAUUACAGCAGGCUCUCAUAGGCUUUGGUCUCACCGUUCCUAUAAAGCAAGGUGGCCUCUGCGAGUUUUACUGUGCAUCUUUGCUAGCAUAGCAGCUCAGAAUGACAUCUAUGAAUGGUGCAGGGAUCACAGGGUCCAUCAUAAAUUUACAGAGACUGAUGCUGAUCCUCAUAACAUCAAAAGAGGGUUUUUCUUCGCUCAUAUGGGAUGGCUCAUGUGCAGAAAACAUCCUGCUGUUGCUUCCAAAGGAAAAACUGUCUACCUCGAUGAUCUUUGGGCCGAUCCAAUAGUUAGGUUCCACAGAAGAUUUUAUAUCCCGAUGGUUCUGCUCUUCAGUUUCUACGUACCUACCAUGAUUCCUGUCUGGUUCUGGGGUGAAACACUGUGGAACUCGUUCUUCAUAGCAGGUUUGGCAAGAUAUUGUUUCAGCUUAAACGUCACAUGGUUAGUCAACAGCGUUGCUCACAAGUAUGGUGAUCAACCUUACGACAGGUACAUUGAAGCUCGUGAAAACUCCAUUGUUGCCUUACUUGGACAUGGUGAAGGAUGGCAUAACUACCACCACGUCUUCCCUUGGGAUUAUUCCACAAGCGAAUUAGGAUAUACUUUCAACCUCACUAAGAUCUUUAUCGAUUUUAUGGCACUGAUUGGAUUGGCUUAUGAUCGUAAGAUUGUUCAUCCCGAGCUAGUCAAGAACAGAAAACUGAAGACUGGCGAUGGAACAAGAAUGAAAUGUGUAGAUGGUGCUGAAGAGCAGGUAUGCAGCACUUCGUGAGACUGUGGUGUUUCGUUGGCGAAAGCAUCUUCAAGUUCCUACGUAAGCUGAUAAUGGAUAAAAAAAAUUUGUCUGAGCUGACCCUCCCACCAUCUAUUUAGUUUCUUGAGUCGGGGGCUAAAUGAUUAGCAUUACUCAUGAGUGAUUUUUAAUGAACUGACUUCACGUUUCUCUACUCGAAGUGGACAUGCUCUUCCAUAUAUCAGGACUUUCAGAGCAGUUUCAUGUGUAUUCAUAAAAUGAACAUUCUGCAACUGUUUUAAAUGACCAUUCAGUAUAAAUAGGAUUUUUAUGUGAAUACGACUUUUAUGUGCAUAGGAUUUUUGUGUAUGUGUUAUGUACUAUAAUUUUAAUUAUCAAUAAAGUCUGUUCUCUGAGUUUUACAAACAUUAA